This is a messenger RNA of Colletotrichum orchidophilum, 1032 nucleotides long. Its product is annotated as short-chain dehydrogenase. The coding region runs from base 1 to 1032 and encodes 343 amino acids. The transcript has 2 exons. Lineage: Eukaryota; Fungi; Ascomycota; Sordariomycetes; Glomerellales; Glomerellaceae. The record is from RefSeq and is a predicted model, not a curated record.
AUGGCGAGCUCACUAGAACUCCCUCCUCUUUCCAUGGGACCAGGAAGACUUUUCCUCACUUCCCAGUUCUGUGCCACGGCCCGAACGCCGCCAAAGGACCUCUCCCUGUCCGGAAAGACGGCUAUCGUUUCUGGUGCCAACAUCGGCCUGGGCUUGACUUGCGCACGCCAACUGCUCGACCACGAUCUCUCUCACCUUAUCAUGGCUGUCCGCUCUUCCGAAAGAGGAGAGGCUGCCGCGAAGACCCUGAGAGGAAGCCACCCCGACGCUACGAUCGAGGUCUGGUCUCUGGACAUGCUCUCAUACAAGUCCAUCCAGGACUUUGUCAAUCGCUGUUCCACCUUGCCUCGGAUUGACUUUGUUAUCUUGAACGCCGGCAUGGUACAAGAAGAAUUCAAGCUAUCACCAGCGGGUCAUGAGCAAAUAUUCCAGGUGAACUACCUAUCGACUGUUCUUCUCGCCAUCCUUCUCUUGCCUGUCUUGAAAUCAAAAAAGACUUCAGGGCAGACGAGCAGGUUGACCAUCGUCAAUUCGGGCACUGCCUUCAUGGCCAAGUUUCCGGAGCAGGACAAACGUCCCUUAAUAGCGGCAUUUGACGAUGAGAAGGCCUUCGAUGCUACCGACAGAUAUUCCACGUCGAAGCUUUUGGGUCAGUUGUUCAUCAUCAAGCUCGCUGAACACGUCCAAAGACAAGAUGUUGUUGUCAACCUCGUCGACCCGGGCUUCUGUAAAGGGUCAGGACUUCACCGCCACAUCGGCGGUGGUAUCAAGGCGGUCAUGGAAGUGGGAAAGACUUUGACGGGGAGAAGUCUCGAACUUGGGGCGUCAACAUACUUUGACGCGGCCGUAGUCAGAGGAGAAGAGACGCAUGGCAGCUACCUGAUGGACUGGAAGAUCUUUCCCUUCGCCAACUUUGUCUACACACCACGGGGCAAGACGACUCGUGAGCAACUGUGGGAGGAGACUCUGCAGGAGUUGGACUUUGCCGGGGUGCGCUCGAUCCUUCGCUCCAUGCAGUCGGACUCGCGAUAA